Molecule: messenger RNA, 588 nt
Organism: Drosophila ficusphila
Lineage: Eukaryota; Metazoa; Arthropoda; Insecta; Diptera; Drosophilidae
Exons: 2
Coding region: 139-540 (133 amino acids)
Source: RefSeq, a predicted model, not a curated record
AACAGUCGGUCCGAAUUGGCCUUAUCGGCGGUACAUUCAAUUAUCUCUCCGCCGCGCGGUUUUUACGCUUUAAAAGCGUGCCCACAUUGAGCCCGGUGUAUCAGUCGAGUUUCGUUCUCGGACCAUUAAACACUCAUCAUGGAAAGCCAACGCGUUUCAGUCGUCGCAAUUGCUGUUUUUCUCGCCGGAUUGUGCGUGCUGUCCGGCCUGAACGCGGCGCCCAUUCAGUGCAACAACGGAAGUGGCAUCCAGAUAUCCGAGGACGGACACCAGAUGCAGUCGCAAACCGGUCCGGGCUGCCAAACGCAGACCUCGGAGGACGGAACCCAGAGCCAGGGACAAAUUUCGACAGGCAACGGCACCCAGUCGCAGUCGCAGUGCAGCGGCGCCUCCUGCGCAGGGUUCGCCACCUUCCCGCCCCUCACCUUCCCGCCCCUCACCUUCCCGACUUUCGCCCCCAUGCGGCCAUUCGCCCCCAUCACCUGGCGUUCUUUUCCCCAAAUGAACUUCGGUCAGCAGCAAGCGGUUGUGAGCCUUUAGAGAAAGAUAAUCCCCAAAUAAAGACUGCAUUUUCAGGUUGCUAAAGUA